This is a messenger RNA of Nicotiana tabacum (common tobacco), 1594 nucleotides long. Its product is annotated as monooxygenase 2. Gene Ontology annotation, molecular function: FAD binding. The record is from RefSeq and is a predicted model, not a curated record. NCBI's taxonomy places the organism in Eukaryota, Viridiplantae, Streptophyta, Magnoliopsida, Solanales, Solanaceae.
AUUUCCCUUUCCUUUAAUGAAGGAGACUAACUCAAAAGCAUAGAGUGGAAGAAGAGGUUCAGAGAAAAAAAUGGAGACAGAAGAGAACAUUGUAAUUGUGGGUGCUGGCAUAGCUGGUCUUGCUACUUGUUUGGCACUUCACAGGGUGGGGCUGCGGAGUAUUGUCUUGGAAAUAUCAGAUUCGUUGCGAGCUACUGGAUUUGCACUGUUAUUGUGGACUAACGCCUGGAAAGCUUUGGAUGCACUUGGCAUUGGAGACUCUCUUAGACAAAUUUCCUUAUCCAUUACUGGGGUUAAAAGUUUCUCUGCGGAUUCAGGAGCACCUAUUAAGGAGGUAUCAUUUGUGGACAAUAACCGUAUAGAUUAUGAAAGUCGUUGCGUGAGAAGGAAAGACCUGUUGGAGAAAUUAGAGAAUGAAGUGCCUCAAGGCGUUAUUAGAUAUUCUUCCAAGGUUGUUUCCAUUGAAGAAUCUGGACCAAUGAAAGUGGUACAUCUUGCAGAUGGUUCCAUUAUUAGAACUAAGGCCUUAAUUGGGUGUGAUGGAGUAAAUUCUGUGGUGGCAAACUGGCUUGGGCUUCAGAAGCCUGUCAAUUCUGGGCGGUCUGCAAUUAGAGGCUUUGUUGAAUAUCCCGACAAACAUGGUUAUCAGCCUAAGUUCCAUGCAUUUUUUGGAGGUGGAGCUCGGUUUGGCUUUCUUCCUAGUGAUGAGAAGAGUUUGUAUUGGUUUUGCACAUUCACACCAUCUGUUGUCCAUUUUGAUGGAAAUGCAGAACAAGAUCCAAUUAAACUGAAGCAAUUUGUGUUGAACAAGGCCAGUAAUAUGUCUAAAGAACUCUCCGCCGUUGUAGAGAGAACAACGCUAGACUCUAUAUCUUGUGCUCAGCUGAAAUUGAGAUUGCCUUGGAAUGUUUUGACGGGGAAUAUUUUGAAGAAUAAUGUUUGCGUAGUAGGUGAUGCACUUCAUCCCAUGACUCCAGACCUUGGUCAAGGUGGAUGUUCUGCCUUAGAAGACAGUGUUGUUAUUGCAAAAUGCCUCGGGGAAGCUUUGGUGAAACCGAUAAAGGAUCGAGGAGUUGGACAAGAAGAUGAGGACGAAUUUAAUAAGAUCAAAAAAGGACUUGAGAAGUAUGCUAAAGAGAGGAGAUGGAGAAGUUUUACAUUCAUCAGUGCUGCUUAUUUAUCUGGUUUUAUACAAGAGAGUGGUAGCAAAGUAAUCAGUUUCUUAAGAGAACGUUUUUUGGCUGGAGUCACUAUAGCAGUUACACUCAGAAUGGCUAACUACGAUUGUGGAAAACUCACUGUUUCUUGAAGUGUAUGUCCGUCCAUACAUCUCAAAACUGUUGAACUGAAGAAAGAAAGAGGUGCCAACAUUGGUGAAGUUACAUACACCGCGUAUACUUACGUGUGCGUUUGGCCACAACAGCCACAACAACUCACUAUUGUAAAACACCAUAAACCACUUUAUAACCUACUCAAAAAUACCAUGUAAAUAUGCUGUCACAUUUGGUUUCAGAACGACCAAGGAGCAGUAGAAAAAAGCCUAAAGUUCUAUAUACUUUGAGUUCUAUUUAAACUUUAUCUAUAUUUAUAUCUA